AGACACAGAGGGAUUGGUUAAAAAGCACUCUCUCUCUCUCCGCUCCCUCUCCUGACCAAGACUUUUCAACAGGUGUCCAGGGGAACACAUUAAAAAAGACACCCAGCUCCUGAAACUUGGAGGGGCAGGAUAAUUAACUUGUGAGAGGAAAACUGCAACGCCAUGAUUCCCAGGCCGAUCAGGCAAGGCGUUUCGCUCCUGUUGGGGGCGCUGUGCGCCUUCACCUGCCUCACCGCAGCGGAAGACACCCCCCCAGCUCCCGGCGAACAAGGCCUCACGUUCAGCCACGUCUACAAAUUCGACCUGGCCCAGGGAUCCAACUGCAAGCAGGCCGGCCACACCCUUCCCCAGGACCAGGCCGGGGAUCUCCAGGCCGGGACCCUGGCCACGGUCUCCGUGGACGGGGAAAACGACAUCGUGUUCAAGCACAACAUCCGCCUGCCGGCGCCAAAGUGCGACUGCGAGGACCUGGAGGCCUUCAAGUCUCUGCUGUACCGCGUCAACGGCCUGGAGGAGGAAGUGACAUACCUGAAGGCCCAGUGCUCCCAGGGCUGCUGUAGCCAGCGCGGAGGUGCAGACACCUCCUGCAGCGGACACGGAACGUUCCAGCACGACACCUGCGGCUGCGCGUGCGACCCCGGCUGGGAAGGGCCCGACUGCUCGACCUCGUCCUGCCCGGACGAGUGCAACGACAACGGCCGCUGCGUCGACGGGCGCUGCGUGUGCUACGAGGGCUACGGCGGGCACGACUGCGGCCUGCUGCUGUGCCCCAACAGCUGCAACGACAAGGGCCGCUGCGUCGACGGCGCGUGCGUCUGCUUCGAGGGCUUCGAGGGCGAGGACUGCGGCCUGCGCCGGUGCCCCGGCAACUGCAGAGGGAACGGACGCUGCGUGGACGGGGCCUGCGUCUGCGACCCGGGCUUCUUUGGGGACGACUGCUCCAAAGUGAUGGGCACUAAAAACCUGCGCCUGGUCAGGGCCUUGGAGGACUCUCUCCUGGUGGAAUGGGACUCAGUGAAGGGGGCAGAGUACUACGUCCUCACCUACUACCCCGAGGGAAACCAGGGCGCCUUGCAACAAGUCAAAGUGCCAAACACCCAGAAUUCCUACCUCAUCACGGGCCUGACCCCCGGGGUGAAGUACAUUGUGCAGGUGUACGCAGUAAUUAAGGGAAUCAACAGCGAGGCUGACAGGCUGGAGGCUACCACUGUGGUCACCUCUGUGGAUGGGAUCCGUGUGCUCGGGCAGACUGAGGACACCAUCCAGGUGGACUGGCAGAACCCGGCGGCCGAGCUCGACCACUUCCGGCUGACCCACAGCAACCCCGAGGGCCAAGAGGAGGAGCAGGAGGUCCCUAUGAGUCAGGAGGCCAGGACCAAACACACCAUCAUCGGCCUCUUCCCUGGGACGGAGUAUCUUAUAACGGUCCAGGCCAUCAGAGGCACAUAUGAGGGAAAGGCCUCCUUUGUCACCGGAAUCACGGAAUUGGAUGCUCCCACUAACCUGGUGACCAGGGUGGUGACGGAGGACACUGCCAGUGUGACGUGGGACAAGGUGCAGGCUGAGGUGGACGGCUACGUGCUCAGCUACACCGCCCCCGAUGGCUCCAGCCAGGAGAUCCCAGUCGGGGCAAACACCGCCUCCUACAAGCUGACUGGGCUGCGGCCUGGAGUCACCUACACCAUCUCCGUUUGGGCUGUGAAGGAGUCCCGCAACAGCAGGAAGAUAUCCACAAAGGCCGAGACAGAGCUAGAUGCUCCCACUAACCUGGUGGCCAAGGAGGUGACAGAGAACACUGCCAGUGUGACGUGGGACAAGGUGCAGGCCAAAAUCGAUGGCUAUGUGAUCAGCUACACUUCUGCUGACGGCUCCAGCCGAGACAUCCCAGUGGGGGCGGACAGCAGCUCCUACUUGCUAACUGGACUGAAGCCUGGAGUCGCCUACACCAUCUACAUCUGGGCUCUGAAGGGGAAACGCACCAGCAAGAAGACUUCCACAGAGGCUGAGACAGAGCUGGACGCCCCCACUAACCUGGUGAUCAGGGAGACAACGGAGGACACUGCCACUGUGACUUGGGACAAAGUUCAGGCCAACAUCGAUGGCUACGUGCUCAGCUACGCCUCCCCCGAUGGCUACAGCCGGGAGAUCCCAGUUGGGUCGGAGAGCGCCACCUACAGGCUGACCGGACUGAGGCCUGGGGUUAUCUACACCGUCUACAUCUGGGCUGUGAAGGGGUCGCGCACCAGCCGGAAGACGUUCACAGAUGCUGAGACAGAGCUAGACGCUCCCACUAACCUGGUGACCAGGGAGGUGACGGAGGACUCUGCCACUGUGACGUGGGACAAGGUGGAGGCCGACAUUGACAGCUACGUGAUCACCUACACCUCUGCUGACGGCUCCAGCCAGGAGAUCCCAGUGGGAGCAGAGAGGGCCACCUACAGGCUCACUGGACUGAAGCCUGGAGUCGUCUACAUGGUCUACAUCUGGGCUGUGAGGGGCUCUCGCUCCAGCAAGAAGGCAUCUACAGGGGCCGAGACAGAGAUCGAUGCGCCCUCGAACCUCAAGGCAUCGGACAUUCGGACAGACAGUGCAACCGUGACAUGGAAGGCCCCUCUGGCGACCAUCGAUGGGUACAUCCUCAAAUACGGUGCAGAGGACAGAACCGGUCAGGUUGUGGAGCGCCAGUUGCGUGUGGGAGAGUUGAAGCUGGGGCUGGCCCAGCUGGAGAUGGGGAAGAAGUACUUCAUCACCAUGCUGGCCUACAGAGGGGGGAAGAAGAGCCGGCUGGUUCAGACCACCUUCAGUACAGUGGGUGUGGCCUACCCCUUCCCAAUGGACUGCACUCAGAUCCUGAGGAAUGGGCACUCAGAAAGCGGGGUCUACACAAUCUACAUCAACAAUGACCGCUCCAAACCCAUACAAGUGUACUGCGACAUGACCACUGAUGGAGGUGGCUGGGCCGUCCUUCAGAGACGCACCACUGGGAAGCUGGACUUCAUGAAGCGCUGGAGGCAGUAUGUCCAAGGUUUCGGGGAAUUGACUGAUGAAUUCUGGCUGGGCUUAGAGAAGAUUUAUGAGCUGACCAACACAGCGACCCAGUACGAGCUGCGUAUGGACCUGAAGCUGGGUGCUGAGUCGGCGUAUGCCGUCUACGACAAUUUCAAACUAGCACCGUCCAAGCAGAAGUACAGGAUAACCGUCGGCAACUACAGAGGAAACGCAGGCGAUGCGAUGACCUACCACCUGGGAAGACCCUUCUCCACGGUGGACUCGGACAAUGACAUCGCCCUGGGCAACUGCGCCCUGGCGCAUCGCGGAGCCUGGUGGUACAAGAACUGCCACCUCGCCAACCUGAACGGGAAGUGGGGCGACAACAGGCACAGCAUGGGGGUGAACUGGGAGCCGUGGAAGGGCCAUCUCGUCUCCCUGGACUUCACCGAGAUGAAGAUCCGUCCCGUGGGCAGCGGCGUCUCCACCCUGGGCAGGAAGCGGAGGUCACCGGCGGUUACGAGGAGAACGGCGCCUACCGAAUAAACCCACCAGGGGGCAGCAAAGAGCACUGGGAACUUUCACACACGCACCUCACAUUCAAGCAAAACUGAAUGCUAAUGAUUCUAAAACCGCCCCGUCUCCAUUUCCAUAUGCAAUUUAUGUUAUUCUUUUCUGGAAGUAGGCCACCCUACUUCCAAAUCCUGCAGAUUUUCUCGGUCCUCCGAUAGAGUGGGACGCUGAAUUCACUUCAGCAACUGGUCACCUGUGCUUAUUCAGCCACAUAAUUGUUCUAGUUAAACAUAAACCCCAUGGUGCUCCUCCCCAGAAAGGGUGGCUGAUCUCUCCCCUGUACCAAAUUAUGCUGGUUAUGCUGUCUGUACUUAUAGUUUGGAAUAGGCCACUUUUUUAUUGUAUUUGUGUAACAUUUUGUACAAAACGUAGCGCAUAAGAACUACAUGGUACCUUCAUAAGUGUUGCACAGCCUUUGUAACGCACUGUUUCCAAUCGCUAUAAUAUCGCAGUGUCACCAUAAAUGCCAUUACUGUGAUACUUUAAUCUGAUAUAUUUUCACAAGCAGUAUUUUAUAUGAAUGAUGCCAUAGCUCAGCAUAUUGAAAUCCAUGUCAGGAGGUGUAAGUAUCCAUAAAUUGCAUUUUUCUGUAUUUUACACCCAUCAUAAAAUGUUAUUCAUGUUCCUUAUCCUAUUGAAACCUGGCGGAAAAAAGAAAUCAAUUUUGUGACAUAAUAUUUGUGUCUUCAAUGACAAAAACUUGUUGCAGUGAACAUAUUUUCAAAAUAUGAUUUUUAUUGAAUUUCCCUUGUAGAGUAUACUCUCAGAAAUAAAGGUACAUCAAGUGUCAAAAAAUGCUUGUCACUGGGGCGGUACCCUAUAGGUUAAAAAAAUUGUACCCCUCGACGGCAAUAUAUAAUGCAUAUGUACCUUUUUUGUUUGGAAAGCAUACUCAUUUGUACCCAAAGAGAAUAUUACAUUUGGGAAAUUUGAUCCUUGAAGAACAAAAAUGUACCUCCACUGUCACUUUAUUUCUGAGAGUGUAGGUCACUGCAUAGUAGAACAUAUGGUUCUUCAGUAUGAUGUCUCCUACCGGGCGCAGCAGUGAAUUGCCGGGUUUUAUGAGGGCUUGUAUGUAAAAAUACUUAACUGAAACAUGCGUGAUCAAUCACUGAACUCAAAUGAGCCUUCUGGGGAGAAGCUCUGAGCCUCUGGCUUAGAAGAAGGGGCACUCUGAGACACGGAGGAAUCCAAACGCUAGCUGGCAGGAAGCGUUAGAUCAAUAGCACCCUGCCCUGUGAUUCCUGCACCCCCCAGACGGCUCACAGGGCCAGCUAACCCCCCCCUGUACGCUCAACGAGGAGCCAUCAUUGUCCUGUCCGCAUCACCACCCAGUUCUCCAAAUCUCGUCCCAGGUCUGCUCUCUUGACCCUUUUUCUGUUUUCAAAGUUCUAAGUCAGUGUUCCAUAAUCCCAUUGCUUUCAGUUGCCAGUAGUGAUUGUUACAUCAGCAUUAGAAUGUUCAGUUCAGAGCUGUCUAAUCACAUAUUUGUCAUCUUACACCUUAAAGGGUUAAAUACCCUAACCUCUUUUUUUUGUUUGUUUUUGUUGUUGUUAUUGUUUUGGUCAGCACCACGUUAGGCGAUGACCUCGAGACAUAUCAAAUAUCUGAUAACACGCAUACGAUAUGUUGUACGAAAUAUCCUCAGCUAAGAUGUUGUAAUAUAUACUGUGUGUUUGGUAUUGUAUUUGUGCCUCGCCGUCUGGCACUCUCAUUAAGCCCCUUGAAAUGCAAUGCUUUAUUUGUUUGUUAGAGUGCUAUGAUGGAGGACGUAAGCUAAAUAAAUAUGUUGACUUUA
Messenger RNA from Conger conger (European conger), 5359 nucleotides. It is a transcript of the gene tnn, whose product is annotated as tenascin N. The transcript has 17 exons. The record is from RefSeq and is a predicted model, not a curated record. The coding region runs from base 163 to 3534 and encodes 1123 amino acids. Gene Ontology annotation, molecular function: protein binding. Lineage: Eukaryota; Metazoa; Chordata; Actinopteri; Anguilliformes; Congridae.